UAAACAUCGCCGCUCCAGUGACCGUCUCACAUUGCCGAACCAGCGGAGGGCAGCGGAGGAAAGAGAGGAAAGAGCGGAGAACGGCCUUUGUAUAACCAGCCUUGCUGCAGGUGGCCCCCCGUCAAUCUGGCAUACUUGCGAACUUAUCCAGUCAUGACUUCUACAGCAACGUCCCGUUUCUCGUUGGUGGAAGGCAGGGGACGUCCACGGAGCAGUACGUGGACAGCCGGCAUGGCCAAGCGUCUCUCCACCCUUUCCCUCCCGCUCACCCGCAAAUCCUCAACCCAAACCUUCGCCCUCCCCACCGGCACAACCACCCUGCACGCCAACCAACUCACCCCGAUAUCCCCAACUCUCAUAACCCACUUCGCCCACCAAAUCCCCUCCUUCGACGCCCAAGUCGCGGCAGUCGAAGCCGACAUCUUCGUCCUCGAAACCAAACUCCGCUGCGCCUCAGGCAUGGACGCGCCCGGGCUCCGCGGCCAGAUCCAGUUUGCGCGGCAGCAGUGGGAUAUUGCAAAAUUGAUUGCUGCGACGGUGCGGGCUGUCGGAGGUGCGGACGCGGGUGGAGAGUAUGUGGGAGAGGGCAAGGUGGAUUGGGAGAUGUUGGGCAUGGAUUCUGGGGGAAGGAGGAAGCCGUUGGAGUUACCGGUGGGCGUGGCGGGGUUGAAUGUGGUUGUGAGGGAUCGGGCGAGGGAUGGGUUGGUGACUGUGAGGUGGGAGUUGGUUUUGCAGCAGGAUGUAGGGGUGAGGACGACGCAUUUGGUGAGGGAUUGUGAUACGAUUUUCAAUUUGGGGUAAAGGAUUGUUGACGGCAGUUGAAGGCGUAACUACACGGCGU
Molecule: messenger RNA, 841 nt
Organism: Fimicolochytrium jonesii
Lineage: Eukaryota; Fungi; Chytridiomycota; Chytridiomycetes; Spizellomycetales; Powellomycetaceae
Exons: 2
Coding region: 154-801 (215 amino acids)
Source: RefSeq, a predicted model, not a curated record